AUGCCAAAAGCGCUGAUGGCGUUGUUGAUAGUUCAAGCUCCUCUCACUCACAUCCACGGCGGCGUCUGCAGUCCAAGUCUCACUUACCUAAGACUUCAAUCGAACCACAUCCAGACUGUUGAAAGACACGACCUCGACGACUGCUACAAUCUGACGUACCUCAACAUGGACGACAACGACAUUGACUACAUAUCGCCCACAGCGUUUGACGGGAUGAAAAAUCUGGAAUCGCUGCGGCUAGAGAACAACAGGCUGGUCCACAUCCCCACGACCAUCGGUAACUUGACGUCGCUCAACUUCCUCUAUCUCGAGGGCAACCGUCUGGAAUGUACCUGUCAGACGCUGUGGUUCCUACAGUGGCGGCAGAGCAAUCUCAAGGCCCACAUCAGUGGCCGGUGCUCUCUGUUAGGGAUUGAACUCGCAGACUUCCACUCUCAUUGUACUGGAAGCAUUGUUGGUUAA
Molecule: messenger RNA, 462 nt
Organism: Gigantopelta aegis
Lineage: Eukaryota; Metazoa; Mollusca; Gastropoda; Neomphalida; Peltospiridae
Product: leucine-rich repeat LGI family member 3-like
Exons: 1
Coding region: 1-462 (153 amino acids)
Cellular component (GO): extracellular matrix
Molecular function (GO): protein binding
Source: RefSeq, a predicted model, not a curated record